This is a messenger RNA of Cantharellus anzutake, 1194 nucleotides long. RefSeq lists its product as uncharacterized. The transcript is spliced from 3 exons. The coding region runs from base 1 to 1194 and encodes 397 amino acids. NCBI's taxonomy places the organism in Eukaryota, Fungi, Basidiomycota, Agaricomycetes, Cantharellales, Hydnaceae. The record is from RefSeq and is a predicted model, not a curated record.
AUGGACAUGACUAUUGGUGAUGCUGAUGUUCCCUCUGAUACAGAGAGCGUUGAUUUGGCACUGGAGAGCGAGUCUGAUUCCAAUUUCGGUGAAAUUGAUGAACAUGAACCAGACACAUACCCCAAUAUUCCACCAAUCCUUCCCCUUUGGGAGUGGCUGUCUGAAUUGCAGAAAGCCCUCUCAGCACUGAUCAACAAGUGGGGUGCAAUCCCUGGAAACAAAGUUCACUACCCUGGAAACGGAAUUAAUGGGAUUCAGGCUGAGCGUACACAGUGGCAUCAUGCAGCCAAGUGGAGAGCUACCAGGGGGAAAUUGCAGGAGAUGAGCAACAAAACAGCAGUUGACCAAAAGAAGCGGACAGUUACUGACUUUUUCCAGAGUCGCCAAUCCCACAUUCCUGCUGACAACCAAUCCCGCUUCCCUAUUAACAUUGACAACCUAUCCCCUCCUUCCAAUUCCCUUAACUAUCCUGGCUCCCAACCUGGAUCACCCAGUCACUCUAGUAGUGGGAGAGGGGCCACUACUGCUGGAGUUGUGGCCUUGGACACUGUUAUACAGAACUUAGUAUUUGACGUGGUGUGGAGAAGAGUAAAGAACCCUUUACCCAACUCCACACCAUACAUGUACACUGAGAGUCAGACAACACUGCAAAUUCUGACAAUGCAAACACACACACCUGCACUCACACCUGAACCUGGGCCUGUGUCCCCAUCCACUUAUAAUCCACCACCCACACCACCCUCAGCUGGCAUAUCAAACCUGGUAACUCCUCCAACCAGUGGCCAAUGCACAAGUGGGGGGGAGGAACUAUUUGCGUGGGUCCAGUUCCAUUCGUGUCCCCAUGUUGCUGCACCAACCAAAGCUCAAGUGAUUGAGGCAGCAGAGAAACUUGAUGCACUCAUAAGGCCACCUCAAGCCACAGGUGCUGGCCAUAAGCAUUUGAAAUUUGAUGAUUUUUACGCAGAUGCAACUGGAGCAGAUGCUCCAAGUAUCCCGGACAUUCAGCUCAGCAUGCUUGGAUCCGAGUGGGGAAAUGGGAUGGAUCACAGCAUCAUUGUGGGUUGCGAGAUCAUGGAAUUGUGGCUCAUCAUAUGCUUCAUGGCUGUGAAGGUGGUGUUGGGUGUUUAUGUGGGAUUACAAAAUGAUUCCAGUCAAUCCAUAUGGAUGGUGGAAGGAGUCAGUUCUGACAACUGA